Serpula lacrymans var. lacrymans S7.9 is the source of this 492-nucleotide messenger RNA. RefSeq lists its product as uncharacterized. Lineage: Eukaryota; Fungi; Basidiomycota; Agaricomycetes; Boletales; Serpulaceae. Bases 1 to 492 code for a protein of 163 amino acids. The record is from RefSeq and is a predicted model, not a curated record. The transcript is spliced from 3 exons.
AUGACCACAGCACACAAUACCUCUAACCUUUGGAUCAUCUCCAAGCUAUGUCGGGAAAAGGUUCUCCAAGUUGUUACUGGAGAGGAGCUCAAACCCUCACCAGGAAAGCCCACCUCCUUGGAGGACCCUGAAAUCACCUGGAUACUUGAGCAUGAAAAGGCACAUGGAAUCAUCCAGGACCACAUCUCCAAUGCCCUCCUAAUGAGGACUGGAGACCUCACCAGCUCCAAGGAGUUACUUGACAAACUUGACCACAUUGCAAAAAUCCAGACUAUUGAUUCACAUCUCCCCGGAAUAAAACUAGGAGUUGAUACCAAACUUAUAGACUUUGUUCUUCUCCAAUCUCUCUCAUGCACUCCUAAAUGGCAAGUAUUUCAAUUAUUGGUAAUCAACACAAUUGAAGAAGAUAAACUUAUCUUUGAUGCAGUUGAGAUCUGGACCACUGCAGAAGUUGCACAACAGUCAGGAAACACUCCUAGAGGUUCAGAAUGA